Molecule: messenger RNA, 2471 nt
Organism: Mytilus californianus (California mussel)
Lineage: Eukaryota; Metazoa; Mollusca; Bivalvia; Mytilida; Mytilidae
Exons: 2
Coding region: 169-2280 (703 amino acids)
Source: RefSeq, a predicted model, not a curated record
GAUAUAUAGAGCUAUUUAUCGCUUGAUUAUCCCGUGAUAAGAGUAUACUUGUAUACUUAAACAAAGUUCACUGCAGUUCGUCAACGCCAUUUUAGAUUAUUUAGCGAACGCAAUUUUGUCACAAUGGAAAAAUUAAUUUGACGCUGCUAUUUUCUGGUUUAGCAAAAAAUGACAAACAUCAAAAGUAUGCCGCUUAAAGAACUGCAAGAGAUGGAAAAUUUAAAACGGUUUAAAGAAUCCCAAGAUGUUAGAAUUGACUGGAAAAGUAUUCUAGAUAGUGAAAGUUACAAUAUUGUUUUAUCCCAGUGCGAAGAACUUUCGUGUGCUGCGGAACUAGUGCUGUUUCCGAUGCUGAUUUCUGUUGCUCAUUUCAUGGGUACCAAGGCAACCGUUAAAAUCGAUUCUGAUUGGACAGAACCAACUUCUUUGAUGUGUCUUUUAGUUGCAAGGCGGGGAGAACGCAAAACGUGUGCAUUACAAAGAACUAAACAGUCUUGUGCCGUGUUGGAGAAAGAAAUAAGAGCAAUGGAACACUUAAAUAGAGAAGGGGAAGGUUGUUCCGAUGACAAAGUCAUAUCUCUGAUUGAUGAACACAACAUUCAAACUGAUUUAAAUAAAACUUUGAAAUGUUCAGAUGGAAACCCUUUGAUCAUUAUUGACGAUUUCAAAGAAACUUUAGAUGCCAUUGAAAAAUCUUCAGACAUCUUCACGAAUGCAAAACUUAAAGAAAUAUAUGGAUGCGGUAUGGAAAACCCUUUUAGACGACACAUGAACUUUGUUGGAACAAUACAGGCGCUUGAUGUUCACUGCGUUUUUGAAAACAGGGAUCGAAUUGCAAUGUUUGACAGGGCAUUGAUAGUCUGCUGUAAGAACUUUGCAGAAAGCACAAAAGACACAACAGGGGAAACCAAUUCUACGCAGACUAUUUUGUCGUCGGUUAGAAAUUUCCACAGCGUGCAAAGUGACCAGACUUAUACAUUUAAUUCUGGUGGACAGGCCGAAUUUUCUAGAUGCCUGGGAAUAUUUCAGCGAAUGAAGAAGAUGUAUGUCGAUAAUAAAAUGGUUUUUGGGUCAAUUAAUCAAGCAGGCGGCCAUCUUGCCAGGUUGUCGGCCAUUCUGACGGCUUUAAGAAAUGGUGUUGCUAUGGGGAAUAACAGCGCAUAUUUACCAUCCAGAAUUAUUGACAAGGAAACAGUUAAACGCGCAUAUCAGAUAGUCCGUUUUAUUUUACAACAGAAACUAUGUCUUUUUGCCUCAAAAGCAGACGACGAAUGGCCUGAAAUAGCAGAAGACAAUCAGAAUACUACCUGGGCUACCGAAACGGACAACCAAUCAGAAAAGAGUAUUCAUGUUACGACGACCGGAAAUUACUCGGAAGAAUAUGAAGAUGACGUUAUGGAAAUAGCGCAAAAUGGUGGUCGUGCUGACCGAAUAAUUGCGGGCAAAAACGAAGUACCAUCGAAAAGCUACGUAAAUGAUUACUACGCUGAUUCCCUGCACCAGUCAUAUCCUGAAAAUGAGAUGGUCGUUGUGAAAAAUCGAUAUCCUCCGACGUCAAAUAUGCACGAUAUAACAUUUAGUAACCGGAGACCGGAGAUGGAUAAUCGGCUUAUGCAAUAUUUCGUCCCUAUUACUUCAGCUGUUCCACAAAUGUCUCGAUCCAUGGCACCAUCCCCAAUGGAUGCACAUGGGUCAAAUAUUCCGUCAAAGUCAGAUUCGCCGAUUAUUAGUCACAUUCCUUCGCCUCAGCCGACGGUUGUUCACAGUAACGUAAAACAAAAGGGCAAAAAAACAUUCCGCGCUUCACAUAAAUGUCUUCUUCCGCCGUACGAAGGUUGUGUUUUCGAUGCAGACGAUGAGGUGUUCUUCCAACAAUGCGCAAAUAAAAUCAAAAAACUUUUAUUAACACAUGGUGCUGUAGUUACGGCGUCUUACGCCUGUCAGUACCGAUUAUUUCCACCUGUGCCGAUGGAUAUGCGACAAAAAUCACCAAGGACAUCGCACCCUUCUUGGGCAGCCUCUAGAUUUUUUGAAAGAUUAGAGGGUCUAGAAAUCGGAACCAUGCAUGUAUUGAGAGGUCAUUCCGUCCGUUUUCUAAAGGAAACAUAUGCAAAAAUGUCUGACCGCGGGAAAGAACUUUUGAAAAGACUUCGAAUUUUACAGGAAGAGUAUGAGGAAACAUUUCCAGAGUCGACGGUGUUUGACGAACUGAAACUUAUGCAAAUGAAAAGGGAUAACGAAGAGAAUAUCAUGAAUGACAUAGUGUUUAACAACCAAUGAAAUUCCAUUUUCUUUUUUAACCGUAGAUAAAGGUCCAUAUAGUUUUAGCCACUAAAGUAAUACUAUCUGCCAAAACCAUCGAGAUUGGUCAAUGGAUACGUGGACGGACGUCUAAUGAACCACAGAACCAAUUAUGUAUUUGUUAUCAUGUCCACAGUUUUAUAGUUUUAUGAUAAAGGUUUUAUCUCUGA